CACAAAUGUAAUGAAAUGUUUUCCAUUCAAUGUAUUACUUCUCAGAUAACUGUUUGUGUCUUCAAACAACUCAUUGAAUAUUAGGUUUGAGACAAAUCACACAAUUGGUCCCAAUUUAAUAUUCAAUUUACAUACACCUAAAGAAUGGUUUACACAGUAUGUCGAUAUGGAUCUCAACACUGAAUAACAUUUGACACUAAAUGCAAAACUGGGCACAAGAAUGAGUACACUAACGGCUAUUCAUUCAUACUAUGGCCACAAUUUGGAGCAAAAGACACCCAAAAGAUACUUCACUUUAGGCGUAUUGUGUUGUUGUAUCUCUGGCUUCGUAUUCUUCAUUGGUAUCAUUUUGAUGGUGUUCGGCUCAUCGCCAGCACAUCCCGAAGCCAUUUGGAUCACUGGUAUAGUGUUUCUGCUAACGGGUGGCCUAUUAUUCUUCUUAGGCGUCAGUUCUAUUGGUCUGUAUUUGUCCAAAGAGGACAAACGCAAGCGAGACCUCGAGUUGGCCCGAACCAGACAUUAUGCCUCCAGCGACAUACGGGUGCGUUUCGAUGAUGAUAGCGGUUCCGAGAGUGACUUAGGCAGCGCUGGGAUUCCAGGUCUGGGAGGAGGAGGAACAGUGCCAGUGGUAGUGGUAGUGCCUCACCAGUCGUGCUGUGGUUGCAGUGCUUCUCCCAGUGCCUCAGCGAUCAAUACUGGAAGGACUACUGGUUUGGAUUGUGGCCCCAAUGCAAGUAUUACAUCGAAUUGGGUAUUGGGAGUAAGACAUCAGAGCCUAUCGUCCCAUUCACUCAAUGAUAUUAUGGCCAAACGAGGAAAACAGUCGUCCCAUGCAUUCAAGUCUAACGCAAAUCACGGUUUUCUGCAAAAACGAGUCGACACUCAACUAUCGCUCAAAUAUCCGAUGGAUGACAUUGAGGAGGAGGUCUCGCAACAAAGUUUCCAUACUUUUCAUUCCCAUCACAACUCCGUAAACAACAACAAAAUCAGUGCUCCUGUUGUCCAGCGUCAGAAGCAUACCAUGAAAGACAAAAGCAAUCCUACGGAUCGGGACGUGAAUCCAGAAAAGUGCGAUAAGAAGUCCAUUAGAGACCAUCAAUCGAUUGACGCCUUCAAUACAAAUGCAAACAAAACAAAAGUAUUUGUUUCGGGAAAUCAUCAGUUGAUCGCUACUAAGACGGGAGACAAUGGCUGUCGAGCUAAUGAUACGGAUAGCGGACCAAAAAGAAGCAAAAGUGACAAAAAUAAUAUCAUUUUAUUCACAAUAACACCCUUUCUAUUGAUACCGAUUUGGGUCAUACCUAACCCAUACUCGCCGCUCAUUCGUAACGUCUUAUGGCUAUCGCUGUUGACAUCGGUAUUACUGAUGACAUUAGCGGCUCUGACCGGAAACGUCUACUGGUAUUACGACCAGAGAAGCCAAAAGUGGAAAUGGUUUUACCACUGCGGCAAAGGUCCCGAAGAUCACUACUGGGGCGCAACACUACUCCACAACCAUAGGCCACAAAAGCCGAUCAAUUGUAACAAAAAAGUGCGACCAAAUGCCAUUGCCAUCAAUGUAUGA
Messenger RNA from Oppiella nova, 1564 nucleotides. Lineage: Eukaryota; Metazoa; Arthropoda; Arachnida; Sarcoptiformes; Oppiidae. The record is from the annotation of a GenBank genome assembly.